GCUCCCGGGGCCCCAGCGGCCGCCCGGCGCGGCCCGGCGCAGUCGGCUCUAGUGGUCUCGUAACGGAGAGUUGUUCCCGGCCGUGCCGUCCUCCGCCGCUGUCGCUGGGCUGCGCCGCCGCCGUCGCCAGGACGCGCCGCCGAGCCCCUCGUCGCCUCCAACCCCGCGGCCUCCGUUCACCUCGACUUCCACACGCCCAUCAUGACGAAGACUGAGAAGAAAUCCUUCCACCAGAGCCUGGCCGAGUGGAAGCUGUUCAUCUACAACCCGAGCAGCGGAGAGUUUCUGGGGCGCACCUCCAAGAGCUGGGGUCUGAUCUUGCUCUUCUACCUAGUGUUUUAUGGGUUCUUGGCUGCACUCUUCACAUUCACAAUGUGGGCCAUGCUCCAGACUCUGAAUGAUGACAUUCCAAAAUAUCGAGACCAGAUUCCUAGUCCAGGACUUAUGGUUUUUCCCAAACCACAGACUGCCUUGGAAUAUACAUUCAGCAUGUCUGAGCCACAGACUUACAAAAAGUUCGUUGAAGACCUGAAGAGUUUCCUAAAGCCAUAUUCUGUGGAAGAACAGAAGAACCUCACAGAUUGUCCUGAUGGAGCGCUUUUUCGUCAGAAUGGUCCUGACUUUAGGGCAUGUCAGUUUCCAGUCUCCUUGCUUCAAGAAUGUAGUGGUGUGAAUGAUGCUAAUUUUGGCUAUUCCAAAGGACAACCUUGUAUUCUUGUGAAAAUGAACAGAAUAAUCGAGUUAGUCCCAGACGGAAAUCCACAAAUAUCGUGUAUACCAAAGGAAGGAAACGGAACAGAUAUAGCUACUUAUCCUGAAUUUGGACUUAUAGACUUAAAGUAUUUUCCAUAUUAUGGAAAAAAACGGCACGUUGGAUAUCGACAGCCCCUAGUUGCCGUCCAGGUCAAAUUUGACUCUGGUGUUAACAAGAAAGAAGUAACAGUUGAGUGCCAUAUUGCUGGAACCAAGAACCUACAAACCAAGAAUGAGCGUGACAAGUUCUUGGGACGUGUUUCGUUCAAAGUCACAGCACGUGCCUAGGAAUAGGAUGUCUCCACAGAAUACAUGUUGUGUUGUCUCCAUUUGUAUCAGCUGGACCUGCCAUUUUAGGAGUAUGAGGCCACCUUGGAGGAGGAAGUGAUGUGGUACACACUUGGGUGACAUCAUAACAUGCUUCCAGAUCAUAGUGUUCAGUGUCCUCUGAAGUAACUGCCUGCUGCCUCUGCUGCCCUUGAACCCAUGUACGGUCACCAGACAGGGACCAGUGAGCUCCCGAUCCCACACACGCAGAGUGGGGUCUUGUCUUCUGUGUGUAAUUGCCAAACGUCUAAAGCUUCAUGUGCUGGGCUGUGUAAAUAUUUUAUGGAUUUAACACUGGUAACUGCAUAUUUUGAUGCCAACAAAGUUUUAGGGAUAAAAUGGUACCUUGCCAACAUCGAGUGACUUUAGCUGGAAGAAAUGUGUGAGAAAUUCUGUAUGUGAGGAGGGAAAAGGAAAAUAAAGUGGAUCUGAAAGUAGACUCUGCUUCUUUCUGCGCAUGUGUGAGUGCUGCGCAUGUGUGAGUGCUGCGCAUGUGUGAGUGCUGCGCAUGUGUGAGUGCUG
This is a messenger RNA of Mus pahari (shrew mouse), 1602 nucleotides long. It is a transcript of the gene Atp1b3, whose product is annotated as ATPase Na+/K+ transporting subunit beta 3. The transcript has 7 exons. Gene Ontology annotation, biological process: sodium ion export across plasma membrane; potassium ion import across plasma membrane; intracellular potassium ion homeostasis. Gene Ontology annotation, molecular function: ATPase activator activity. Gene Ontology annotation, cellular component: sodium:potassium-exchanging ATPase complex. The record is from RefSeq and is a predicted model, not a curated record. NCBI's taxonomy places the organism in Eukaryota, Metazoa, Chordata, Mammalia, Rodentia, Muridae. The coding region runs from base 202 to 1041 and encodes 279 amino acids.